AUGAAAACAAAAUACUGUCAUGAUACUGAUUACAGGGAUAGUAAACUUGACUAUGCCAAAGCAAAAUACCGUCAUGACGUUGUUUACAGGGUGAGUAAACUUAAAAAUCUUUAUGAUGCAUAUCACAAAAAUGUUGAUGCUCGUAUGGUUAAAUGUGAACGCUCAAAACGUGUGUACUCAAGUAAUAUGCAGUUUAAGAAACUUGUUUGCAAAUAUUCACACGUGAAAUUCAAGAGCAAUAUGGGUUUUCAGACACGUGUGCGUGAGUAUUCCAAGAAGAAAUACCUUCAAAACCUGGCCUUUAAGGAAAGGGUACAUGAGUAUUCCAGAAAGAAAUACCUUCAAACAAAGAAAGAACAAAAACUAAUUGAUUCUAGUAUUGCUCAUUUUUGCCAGGAAGUAAGUAGAGGUCCAGAGUUUGUGUGCUCUGUCUGUCACCGUUUACUUUUCAGAAAGCAAGUAAAAGAAUGCAAAAUUGAAUGCUAUGAAAAGAAAGGAGAACAAAUUGCUGCUUUGGCCAGAAGAUGCAUCACACUGAGGUAUGUUCAUGUUUGUGAUGAGAGAUGUUCUGGUAAUUCUAAUGUUUCUUCUGCAGAGUGCAAACUGUGGAUCUGUCCAACAUGUCAUCGAAAAAUCCUGUAUGGACAAUUGCCUGCGGAAAGUGUUGCUAACAACAUGCAUUUGGUGGAUAUUCCAUAUCAGCUGAAAUGUCUUAAUUCAUUAGAACAACAUCUAGUUGCUCGUAACAUUCCUUUUUUGAAAUUGCUUUGUCUCCCCCGCGGAAAACAACAGGGUUGUCAUGGGCCAGUUGUCUGUGUGCCUGUAAAUGCCUCUGACAUCUGUAAUAUUCUUCCACGAAAUGAAUAUGAUGACAUGAUGGUAAGGAUCAAACUGAAGCGCAAGUUAACAUUAUAA
Molecule: messenger RNA, 915 nt
Organism: Misgurnus anguillicaudatus (oriental weatherfish)
Lineage: Eukaryota; Metazoa; Chordata; Actinopteri; Cypriniformes; Cobitidae
Source: RefSeq, a predicted model, not a curated record